AUGAAAUCAAACUCCAGAGUCCAAAAACAGUCUGAAGUUGUCGAUGAAAAAACUAAAGUAAUCCAGUCUGUUGUAAAUUUUUAUUUUUUGGAGUCUUGUGGAGGUCGUUUCAAGAUUUCCUAUUUGUUCCGUCCUUAUCUCUAUUUGGAAACUGUUCCAGGAAGUGAAUUUGCUGUAGCUGAAUUUCUUUCGAGAAAAUAUCACUUUGUUCAAGUUGAACAUGUUGAGAAGGAAAAUCUCGAUUUGAAAAAUCACCUUUCUGGACUUAAAAGCAAAUAUCUUCGUGUCUCAUUUCCCAGUACAGUUGAACAUGUUCAAUUUCGUCGAGAUCUGUUUCCACAAAUUCGUAAAAAUCAAAAAACAAAGGAAAAGUCAACUGAAUACACAACACUAUUGGCAGAAUAUAUGGAAGAAGGAAAGGGUGAUAAAUAUGCAGAUGUUAGCCCUCUAGAGCAGAUUAUGGAUAUUCGUGAAUAUGAUUUGCCUUUUGAUAUGCGUGUUUGUAUUGAUGGACGCUUCUUUGUUGGGCAUUGGUAUACAGUUGUGGGACUUGAUUUGGCUACUCAAAAGCCGUUAAUUGAAUUAAACUCGUCUUUAGUUGAACCGCCAGAGCCAAUUAUUUGUGCCUUUGAUAUAGAAACAACUAAAGCUCCGCUUAAAUUCCCUGAUGCUUCAGAAGAUCAAAUUAUGAUGAUUUCCUAUAUGAUUGAUGGUUCUGGCUUUUUAAUAGUAAAUAGACAAAUAAUUUCUGAAGAUAUUGACAAUUUUGAAUAUACACCUAAACCUGAAUUUGUUGGGGAAUUUGUUGUUUUUAAUGAAGAAAAUGAACAAAAAUUGUUGUUGAGAUUUUUUGAUCAUUUACUAAAAAUUAAACCUGCAAUUAUGGUUACUUAUAAUGGAGAUUUUUUUGAUUGGCCUUUUGUUGAUGCUCGUGCAAACUUUCACGGAAUAAAUAUAAACAAAUAUUUGGGUUUUUAUAAAGAUUCACAAGAUGAAUAUAAACAUUUUAAUUGUGUACAUAUGGAUGCUUUUAGUUAUCUUCCAAUGGGUUCACAAUCGUUAAAAGCUGCAACUAGAGAAAAAUUGCGUUAUGAUCCUAUUGAAUUGGAUCCAGAAGAAAUGGUCCCAAUGGCAAAAAAUCAACCAAAAGUUUUGGCAAAUUAUUCAGUUUCUGAUGCUGUUUCAACUUAUUAUUUAUAUACAAAAUAUGUUCAUCCGUUUAUUUUUGCUUUGUGUACAAUUAUUCCUUUGUCUCCAGAUGAUGUAUUGCGUAAAGGUUCAGGAACAUUAUGUGAAGCUUUGUUAAUGGUUCAAGCAUUCCACAGCAAUAUAAUAUUUCCAAAUAAACAAGUAAUUAAAGAAAAUAAAAUGACUUUGGAUGGACAUUUAAUUGAUAGUGAAACUUAUGUUGGUGGGCAUGUUGAGGCUAUUGAAUCUGGAGUUUUUAGAGCUGAUAUAGCUUGUAGAUUUAAAUUGGACGUUGAAGCAUUGGAACAAUUAAAGGAAGAAGUUCGUCCAACAUUAGAACAUUCAUUUUGUAAUGAUGCAAAAAUAUUAUUAUCGGAAGUUUUAAAUUUUGAAUCAAUUUGUGAACAAAUUGAACAAUCAUUGGAUGCAUUAAUUGAAAAACCUUUAAGAACAGAACAUCCAGAACUUUACCAUUUGGAUGUUGGGGCGAUGUAUCCGAAUAUUAUUUUGACUAAUAGACUUCAGCCUCCAGCAGUUGUAAACGAAGAACAAUGUAUGGCUUGUAUUCAUAAUGCACCUGAUGCUAAAUGUAAAAGAAAAAUGGAUUGGGUUUGGAGAGGAGAGUGUAUUCCCGCCUCUAAAGGAGAAUAUGACAGGCUUAUGAUGCAAUUAGAACAAGAGAGAUUUGGAAAGCCACCAAGGCCAUUUAAUGCUUUACCUAAAGAAGAAAGAUUAAAAAUUUCUAAAAAGAGAAUUACAGAAUAUUGCAAAACUGCUUAUAAAAGGUUGCAUGAUACAAAAAUAGAGCAAAGAAAUACAACAAUAUGUCAACGGGAACACUCUUUUUAUGUAGAUACUGUUAGAGCUUUUAGAGAUCGACGUUAUGAGUAUAAGGAAAUGCAUAAGAAAGCAAAAGCUUCAGUAGAAGCAAUUCCCUCAAGUCAUUUGGCUGAUCGUAAAUCUGCACAAUCUAGAGUUAUACUUUAUGAUUCACUUCAAAUGGCACACAAAUGUAUUUUAAAUUCUUUUUAUGGUUAUGUUAUGAGAAAAGGAUCUAGAUGGUUUUCUAUGGAAAUGGCUGGGAUUGUAUGCCAUACAGGUGCUAAUAUAAUUCGCGAAGCGCGUCAAUUAAUUGAACGUAUUGGUAGACCAUUAGAGUUAGAUACAGAUGGAAUUUGGUGUUUACUUCCAAGCUCGUUUCCUCAAAAUUUUGUUUUCGAAACUUUGAAUGGCAAAAAAAUUAAAAUUUCUUACCCAGCCGCUGUUUUAAAUGCUUUGGUUAAAGAUCGAUUUACAAAUGAGCAAUAUCAUACAAUUAUUGAUGAUGGGGAAUGUAUAAUAUCUAGUGAAAAUUCUAUUUUCUUUGAGGUUGACGGUCCUUAUUAUGCAAUGAUAUUACCAGCUUCCAAGGAGGAAGGAAAAAAGCUUAAAAAACGUUAUGCCGUCUUUAAUUUUGACAAAACUUUGGCUGAAUUAAAAGGAUUUGAAGUUAAAAGACGUGGAGAAUUGGCAAUAAUAAAAUAUUUCCAAACCGAAGUUUUUAAAUGCUUUUUGAAAGGCUCUACAUUAGAAGAAAUUUACUCAAAUGUAGCUUUAGAAGCAAAUUAUUGGCUUUCUAUACUUUAUGAUCAAGGAAGAGCUUUAUCUUUGAGUGAAUUAUUUGAAUUAAUUGGUGAAAGUAAAAAUAUGAGUAGAGCUUUGGAAGAUUAUGGAAGUCAAAAAUCAACAUCUAUUACAACUGCUAAAAGAUUGGCUGAGUUUCUUGGUGAAGGAAUGGUCAAAAACCGUGGAUUGGCUUGUAAAUUUAUUGUUUCUCGAUUUCCAAUUGACGAACCUGUGACGGAAAGAACCAUCCCUCAAGCUAUUUUCGAUUCCGAACCAAACAUUAGAAGUAGAUUUUUGAGGCGUUGGACAAAAUGUACACAUUUGGAUUUUGCUGAUGAAAAUGUUUUUAGAGAGUUAAUAGAUUGGCAAUAUUAUAUUGAACGUCUCAACAGUUGUAUUCAAAAAAUUGUAACGAUUCCAGCAGCUUUACAAGGAUUGCCUAAUCCAGUACCUAAAGUUCCACAUCCACAAUGGUUAGAAAAUAAAAGGAAAGAACGUGUUGAAAUGCAUAUACAACCAAGAAUAACUGAUUUAUUUAAGUCAAUUCCUACAAAUACACCAAAAAGUAAUAAAACAAAAAGUCUUCAAUCAACCCCUUGGUCUCUAAAAAGUAAAAAAUCAACAACAACAACAAAUAUUGAACAAAGUCGAAAAUCACUUUUUGGAAAAGAAAAGGAGAAUAAGGAAGAUGAUAAAUUGUUACAAAUUUUGAAUGAAGUUGAUGAUAUUGGUUGGUUUGAAAAUCAACCAUCUACAAGUACUUUAAUUGAAAAACAACAAGUUUCUACUACUACAAUAAUUCAACAAAAUGAAGAAAUUAUUGAAAUUGAUGAACAAGAGAUUAAUAUAGUGGAAAUAACACAACAACAAAAACAGCAAACCGUUAAGAAAAAUAAAAAACCAGAAAAAUCAAAAAUGGUGAAACAACGGGAAGCUAAACGUUUGGCUAUUUCACAACAUUUUUUCAGACGUUUAAAUAGAGCUGAUUAUGAUUUGAAUAAACAAAGUUUGGUUAAAAAGACUUGGAAAGAAAAUGGAUUUAGUCAAUGGUUAAAUUAUCUUAAAGACUUGUGGCGUUUUCAAUAUUUGGCAAGAAAAAGAGAGGAAGAAACUUUGGAAGCAGACAAUUCACUUGCAAAUAUCCCUUCAACAAGUACAGCAAUAUUGGGGGGAGGGCCUGUAGUUAAGCGAAAACAUUGUUGGCAAAUUAUUCAGAUUUUAGAAACCAAAUUUCCUGGUCAAUUUACACUAUUUGCUUUAGUAGAUGAUAUAAUUAGACGAAUUAAUUUAAUUGUUCCUCGAACAGUUUAUGUCGACGAUAUUGAAAUAAGACAAAAUUCAAUUGGCCAAUUGGUACAAAAAUUGUUACCACGACAAAGGCCUUCAGCUAAUUUAUAUGAAUUUUGUAUUGAUGAAGCUGUUUUUUCUACUAAAAUGAUUGAUUUAAAUGUGCAAAUGUGUUUAAUGAGAAUUAAUGGAAUUUAUGAAACAAAAAUACCUUUAAUGUUUAAAACAAUAUUUCAUAGUGGUGUAAAUUGUAAUAUUGAUGGGAAAAAUUUUAAUAAUGAAUUGAGUUUGGAACAAAUUAAUAAGGUUGUUAAAUUUAAUUUUAAAAAAUUUGAGAAAUUUUUGGAGAAUCUUUAA
Messenger RNA from Meloidogyne enterolobii, 4437 nucleotides. Lineage: Eukaryota; Metazoa; Nematoda; Chromadorea; Rhabditida; Meloidogynidae. The record is from the annotation of a GenBank genome assembly.